AUGGCUUCUAAUCUUUCCUCCGCGAUGCCCACUUCGCCCGUCGACGACAACGACAACGACAACUUUCCCAACUCUACUCUCACUGCCGGACCCCCGAGUAUCAUCUCCUCGCGCAUGACAGACAUCGGAUCCGAAGAUGGCGAUCAGGACCCCAACCCCAAGAACAGGUCUGGCGCAAGCCCCAAAAAGGGCAACCACCCCAGCGAAUCACGCCCUGGCACCGCGCGGACGGGCAUGUCCUCUUCGAGGGGCGCCUGGCCGCAAGGCACCCCAUUGCGGAAGGGCAUGCAGAGGGCGAGCAUAGGCGGGAGCGUUGCGAGCGCCCGGCCCAUGAGCUCAACCAGCCGGAGUCAUGUUCCGCUGGCCUCGCAUGCCUUCUUCCACCCCAUGAGUUCCCAGAAACUACAAGCCCAGCGAGGCGCACCACGUCCUCCCACCACGAGCCCGCGCCCUGCCAGUGCCGAUCAUCUCCAAGACGACGACGACGACGACGACGACGAUGACCAGUCCCACGUCGCACCGCAGGGCUUUACUGCAUCGCGCCCUGUGGCCCACGUCGCGCACCGGGCCGCCGAUGAUGGCGAUGUGCUGCCUCCUCCGUCCAAGGGAACAGAGAUGACCGAGCCGUACGACCGAUUUACCGCUACGACAAGUCCCACCCAUGGUUACUACCAGACUGGCAGUGUCAGCGAGAGCGUACGCCCCUUGCAACGCAAGAAACCCGACGAGAGGAAUCUCACCGUCAACGUCGACAAGAGCCAGGGUUACGGGAACGGCGGAAACGUCCCAAGCCCCCUCAAGUCACCACGCUCUUUCAGGUCCAGCCUUUUCUUACCGGGCAAGGGCGAGGGGACAUCGGCCCAAACCAAUCGCGAUAAUCAUGGCGCUGAAAAACUGUCUUCGGGUGCCUCGUCUCCCCAGCUCACCCCUGCAGUAACGGCUACUUCGAAGGGCGGCGCGAGGACGGUCAAGGGAAGAGUACCCGGUCAGGGCCGCAAUUAUGAGCACUUUGAGGGAAACACGGUCUUCUGCAUCGGAGGUCGCCUGCAGAACACUCGCCAUCGGCCCAUCAAUAUCGCCACAGGCUUUCUCGUGGUGUUGCCCGCCGCUCUAUUCUUCGGCACUUCUGCCCCCUAUCUAUGGCGGCACGUGUCGCCAGCUGUGCCGAUCAUAUUCGCUUACCUCUUCUACAUUUCCAUCUCUUCCUUUCUUCACGCGUCUGGCACUGAUCCUGGGAUACUGCCGCGUAACCUGCACCAAUUCCCUCCCGCGGAUGAGAAUGAGGACCCGCUGCGUUUGGCUCCUCCAACUAAUGAUUGGACUCUGAUCAAAUCAGCCGAGUCGAGCACAGCGGCGAUGGAGGUUCCGACGAAAUACUGCAAGACUUGCAGUAUUUGGCGUCCUCCGCGGGCCCAUCAUUGCCGCCUUUGCGACAACUGUGUGGAAACCCAGGACCAUCAUUGUGUAUGGAUCAACAACUGCGUCGGCCGGCGCAACUAUCGAUACUUCUUCACUUUCGUAGCCUCGGCCACCCUCCUAUCUGCUUUUCUUGUCGGCGCCUCGCUGGCGCAGCUCCUCGUUUACUCACACCUGGAGGGCAAGUCCUUCGGCGAAGCAAUCAACCAUUUCCGAGUGCCUUUUGCCAUGGUCAUCUAUGGCAUCUUUGCCUUCACGUACCCUGCUGCCUUGACAGGCUACCAUCUGUUUCUGAUGGGCCGAGGUGAGACCACCAGGGAGUUCCUCAACUCGCACAAAUUCCUCAAGAAGGACCGAUACCGGGCCUUCACCCAGGGCAGUUUCUGGAAGAAUUGGAACGUAGUGCUGUGCCGUCCCAGACCCUCGACAUAUUACCGCUUCAAAACCCGAUUCGAGGAGGGCGAUCAGCGUCUCGGAGACCGGCGUGCUCAGCAGAAGACCAAGUCGCCUAGGGAUGGUCAAGACAUGGAGAUGCAAUCCGUGGGAUUUCAAGGUCCGGCGACGCUUCGCAGCGAAGCAAACGCUGCUCGAUGA
Anthostomella pinea is the source of this 2010-nucleotide messenger RNA. The record is from the annotation of a GenBank genome assembly. NCBI's taxonomy places the organism in Eukaryota, Fungi, Ascomycota, Sordariomycetes, Xylariales, Xylariaceae.